CUCGAAGUGGUAUCAACCAUGGCUCACAUGGCAUGCGGCAAACCUUAACAAACCCAAAUCAGGGACACUUGACUCUUCGUGCACUGGGACAACCUGCCCCCAACUAUGACGGAUGUUUUUAAAGCACAUCGACUUGACAACCGCUCUGCGGCCUGCGUACCUUCCCGAUGAAGAUCUCCUCUUUGUCCAAGACAAUGUGGGGUUGUAUGAGGGGAAGUACAAGUUGCCUAAUCAUCAGAAUGGCCAAGUCUACUUGACGUCGCACCGGAUAUGCUAUGUAGACAAGGCUGAGCCGAGGAAGUAUUCGGUUGCCCUGGAUCUCAAGGACGUGGAACGCUUUGAGUUCUAUGGUGGGUUUCUCAAGUCCUCGGCCAAGAUCACUCUGGUCCCAAAAUCGACGAAGCGCGUGUCUCUCCAGCCACGGUCUCCUGGUCUCGCCGCCAGCCCGUCACGGAGUAGUACGUCCUCACCCGCUCAGCACCAAGACGGUCCGCCUCGAGUGUCCCCCGUAAAGCCACCACCCACAAGUACAGCGACAUGGGUCUGUACUAUCUGCAGCUUCUCAAACCCGGUUCCUUCCAACUUCGAUCCCACAACUGCUACUGUGCACACACCCCUCGCCCCGUGUCUGGCAUGCGGUAUCAAGCCUACGUUGACCCAUGUCCUGAAGGCAACGAUAUCCAAUGCCGCCAGCAGGCAGCCCGGCAGUCCGGCACUGCAGAGCCCACUGCCGGUGCGGCCGAGGCCAGCCACGGAUGUUUCGCUUGGGCCGGACCAAACUCGGGAUCCAUCGCCCAGAAACUCCGAUCCAGAUGCAUCGUUCCAAUGCCCUCGCUGUACCUUCCUCAACCACCCUUCCCUUUUGUCUUGUGAGAUGUGCGGCGGACCGUUAAUCUCACACGACCUGCCGGCCGAACUCGCACCGCAAGCCAGAACCCACACAGAGUCACCCGGGCCCGUUCUCAACGCUUUGAGCCCCGUCCCUUUUCGGAUAGAGAGUCCUGACAGCAUCAAACUUUCUUUUCGCGGCGGCGGCGAGAAGAUCUUCUACGAAAGGCUCAAAUCAUCCAUGAGCCAGCGCAAAUGGCUUCUCCAGAGCGCUCCCCCCAUCCCCAAAGCCUCCCGACCAACGAGCGACGCCCACCUCAACAGCCCAACCACCACCGGCCCAGUAACGACCUCAUCCACCUCCACCGCCGUCGUCCGCCCCAAGCUCGGGGGCAUCGCCGGCCUCGAGCAUCACAGUCAAGCCAUGCGCAAAAACAACGAACUCGUAAUCGGCACGGCGUUUGAGGACCUCGAAGCGCUGAUGGCCUCAGCCAAGGAGAUUGUCGCGCUCGCCGAGACGUUCGCGCGCCAAGUGAAGGGUGCGUCUGGCACCUCGACGGCGAGCGAGAAUGCGCUGCUCGCCGACUCGCUCAGCCAGCUGGGCCUGAUCGCGACCAAGGACAUCGUCGGGAGCAGCAGCUCGGCCGGCGGGAGCGAUUCGUUGUACCUCUCGGAACUGUCGCGCACGCUGGCUGAGUUCUUGACGGACGACCGGCGGGGCGUGCUCAAGAAGGCGGGCGGCAUCAUGAGCUUGGUGGACUUGUGGGCCGUGUUCAAUCGCGCGCGGGGCGGCGUCGAGCUCGUCAGCCCGGCCGACUUCGACAAGGCGGCGCAGCUAUGGGAGAAGCUCGGCCUGCCGGUGCGGCUGCGAACGUUCAAGUCGGGCGUCAAGGUGGUUCAGAGCCAGGACAGGACGGACGAGACGACCAUGAAGGCGCUGCUUGGAUGGCUCAGGGAUUUGCACAAGUCCCCGCCGGAGCGGGAGGUGCCGUGGGACUGGAGUAGGUUCGGGCGCGGGGUGACGGCGAGGGAUGCUGCCGAGAGGUUUGGAUGGAGUAUUGGUGUUGCCGAAGAAGAGCUAGAGAUGGCCGAGGAGCGGGGCAUCUUGUGUCGCGAAGAGGGUAUUGAGGGAUUGAAGUUCUGGGAGAACUUUAUUGACACUGGCGAAGGGAAGGGAUACAAAGCUCCGCCGACGGAACCUGAUAUCAUCGAGGUGUUGACGGAGGCUGGGUUUCUUUGAACUAGCACAGCGUUCACUAGGCUGGUUGUUGCGGAUUAGAGAGGCAUAAAGGUCUGCAGGCACAUGGAGCACCCUGGGCUUGUUAAUUUGAGUGGUGAUAUACAAAAACAAUCAUCUUUUC
Molecule: messenger RNA, 2189 nt
Organism: Parathielavia appendiculata
Lineage: Eukaryota; Fungi; Ascomycota; Sordariomycetes; Sordariales; Chaetomiaceae
Product: Vps36-domain-containing protein
Exons: 3
Coding region: 113-2068 (651 amino acids)
Biological process (GO): protein transport to vacuole involved in ubiquitin-dependent protein catabolic process via the multivesicular body sorting pathway
Cellular component (GO): late endosome membrane; ESCRT II complex
Molecular function (GO): phosphatidylinositol-3-phosphate binding; ubiquitin binding
Source: RefSeq, a predicted model, not a curated record